Messenger RNA from Linum trigynum, 1294 nucleotides. NCBI's taxonomy places the organism in Eukaryota, Viridiplantae, Streptophyta, Magnoliopsida, Malpighiales, Linaceae. The record is from the annotation of a GenBank genome assembly.
CUCCAUGGCCGAGCGGCCCGAGCCGGUUCAGUAGGCCACUUCACUUCACUGUGAGCUAAAAGAGGAUAAACCUCGCUUUUUCAACUUCUGAAGGGUUUUAGUUUUAGCUUUAGAACAAGCGAGAACAAAGCUCUUAUCUUUGGCGCUGGCUCUGCAACUCCGCGAGGUACGAACUUUGAAUCCCUCCCAUGAAUCCAAUUCUUCGUCAAUCUAAUGUUUUGCGUGCAAGAACAACUGGGUUCCAACAGUUUCCAAUCUAUUACCCGAAUUCGCGCUCUGUCAAUGAAAACAAGCUCUCGGUUCGUUUGGUUUGAAUCAAUCACUGCAACCUUCUAGGCCCGAUUUGAUUUCGAAACCUUCCAUCUUUUGUGUUUUCACCAUUCGCUUUGUGCGUUUGGUACAAAGCUGGAAUUGAAUCUUUUGAAUUCAACACCAGAAUUGCUUUACCAUGUUUGAUCUCGUUAUUUUGUGCAUAAAUUAGGCUCAUUUUGCCGCAGGUGACCCGUCCUGAGAGCAUCUGUAAAAGAAAAUGGCCAUGGCAAGUUUAACAGCUUCCCCAUACGCUGCCUUCUUAUUAUCACCCACCAGAAGCAAUGCCAAGAACCAGGGUUGUACAAACAACCGACGCCUCAGCAUAAGAGCAGUCCACCCAGUGAAGUCACUGGAGGAGCUGUACCAAGUGAAAGUAGAAAGGAAAGUUUCACCACAGCGGCUGGCUGAGCUCGGUGUAUCGAGAUGGUCAAUGUGGAAGACCGGGAAAUGCAGGCUGCCGUGGGACUGGCAGGUAGACCAGCUGGUCUUCAUCGAGGAAGGGGAAGUGAGAGUUGUGCCAGAAGGAAGCAAAGGGUACAUGCAGUUUGUGGCUGGUGACCUUGUUCGAUAUCCGAAGUGGUUUGAGGCUGAUCUCUGGUUCAAUGGUCCGUACCAGGAGAGAUACAGCUUUCGCGCUUAUGGUGAUGAUGACUGCUAGGCACGCAGCAAUGCUACAAACGAUCUGCAAAUGGUGCGACGGAAGUAUUAGAGGUUUUGGAAGAAGUGAUGCCUGGAGUAUGUGUUUGUUGUAUGAUAGUUCAUAGUGGUGAGUUUUAGAAUGUGGAAUUCAUGACGGGCACUCUUUGAACCUACAGACCUAAUGCAAUCUUUUGGUUCUUGUAUGAGGCAAAUAGAAAGCAGCAAACUUUAUUGGAAUCUAAAUUCUGAAAAGCUACUGUAUAUUGUGGUAUGAAUAUGGAAAAAGUCUGUGAAUCCACGGGACUAGUCAUAUACCAUUACCAUAUAAAUUGAACCAAAACGG